This is a messenger RNA of Dissoconium aciculare CBS 342.82, 3009 nucleotides long. Its product is annotated as sulfate permease. Gene Ontology annotation, biological process: transmembrane transport. Bases 327 to 2783 code for a protein of 818 amino acids. The record is from RefSeq and is a predicted model, not a curated record. Lineage: Eukaryota; Fungi; Ascomycota; Dothideomycetes; Mycosphaerellales; Dissoconiaceae. The transcript has 2 exons. Gene Ontology annotation, cellular component: membrane. Gene Ontology annotation, molecular function: sulfate transmembrane transporter activity.
CCACCACGCUUCACACCACACCACACCACAUGCUCUUCCUUUGAGUUUAGUCCAUCAUCUCCCCCCAUAGAAGCAAAACCUAGGCUGUGCCAGAACGUCCAAGAGACCUUCUUUCGCACGCGAGUGGCGCUGUUUGCAAUAUGCUCCAUUCUUUUUAGACUUUGAACUAGUAGGCCCGAGAACCGCUACAGACACACCAUCCGUGCUGUUGGCAGGUCUACAAAUAACUAUCGCAAUAUCCGUCUCUCUUUCUUGAAUAUGCUUCAUCACUCAGUUUGACUCACUUUAUCUCUUUCUUGUUCAUUCUGAGAGCGGAACUCAUCAGAAUGGCUCCCUCCGCUGACCAAGUUGGUCGUGGCUUCGCCAAAGUGCUCGGCAUCAAACUUGAGGAGCACCACCACGACCCCGUCACCCGCGGUGAAUCCGCAUACUCCAUCGACACUGCCGACAGCUACGUCGAAGAGGAACCCUCUGUUGUACAUUGGCUCCGCGAGCUUGUCCCGACUCCUCGCGGCGUCCUCCGAUGGUUCCUGUCCUUGUUCCCCUUCCUUAACUGGAUCGGAUACUACAACCUUCAAUGGCUUUACGGCGAUCUCGUCGCGGGUAUCACUGUUGGCGCUGUGGUCGUGCCUCAGUCAAUGGCAUACGCCAAACUCGCCCAACUUGAACCUGCAUAUGGACUGUACUCUUCUUUCAUGGGCGUAAUGCUCUACUGGUUCUUUGCGACAUCGAAGGAUAUUACUAUUGGUCCUGUUGCUGUCAUGUCGACCGUCGUUGGUAACAUUGUUCUCUCUGCCCAAGCGAUCGACAAGAGUAUUCCUGGACCGGUCAUUGCGUCCGCCCUCGCUGUGAUCCUUGGCGGCAUUGUCUUCGGCAUCGGUAUUCUACGACUGGGCAGAUUCACCGAAGUCAUUACACUCGCAUCCAUCACCGCAUUCAUGACUGGCUCGGCGCUCAAUAUUGCUGUUGGACAAGUGCCCAGCUUGUUGGGAAUCACGAAAGAUCAUGUUGACAACAGAGCUCCCACCUACCAGGUCGUCAUUGGCGUUUUGACCAACCUCCGGUGGGCUGGUCUCGACGCCGCAAUGGGCGUGAGCGCUCUGGCGAUGCUUUACAUCAUCCGUUCCUUCUUCAACUACAUGGCCAAGGCCUACCCCCAACAUAAACGAACCUGGUUCUUCCUGAACACUCUGCGUACUGCAUUCGUCAUUCUUCUCUACACCCUGAUCAGCUAUCUCGCCAACAUGAACAUCAACUGGGAUCAAAAGAAGGCCAAAUUCUCCAUUCUUGGUUCCGUACCCCGAGGCUUUCAACACGCAGGAGUUCCGCAGGUCAACGACAAGAUCAUCGGCCUAUUCUCCAGCCAGAUCCCUGUCGGUGUGAUCGUUCUCCUGAUCGAGCAUAUUUCCAUCUCCAAGUCGUUUGGUCGUGUCAACAAUUACCGCAUCGACCCAUCGCAGGAGUUGAUCGCCAUCGGUAUCACUAAUUUGAUUGGUCCUUUCGUCGGCGCCUACCCUGCCACCGGAUCAUUUAGCCGAACUGCUAUUAAGUCCAAGGCCGGUGUCCGAACUCCGUUGGCCGGUGUCAUUACUGGAAUCGUCGUUCUGAUCGCCAUUUACGCCUUGACCGCAGUCUUCUUCUUCAUUCCCAACGCAUCACUCAGCGCUGUCAUCAUUCACGCCGUUGGCGAUUUGAUCACUCCUCCAAACACUGUAUACCAGUUCUGGCGUGUCAGCCCCCUGGAGUUCAUCAUCUUCUUUGCCGGAGUGUUCACUAUCGUCUUCAGCAGCAUCGACAACGGCGUCUACGUCACCAUGGCUGCAUCUUUUGCCUUGUACAUCAUCCGCCUGUUCUGGUCCCAGGGUCGUGCCUUGGGUCGCGUCAAGGUCCGACAGAUCUCCAACAACACCACCGACGACAAGAAUGAUGCGGAUGCAGGAAACCUCCGCUCAGUUUUCAUUCCCACAGACCAUGGCGACGGCUCUAACCCAAGCGUCGAGGCUCACUCUCCUUACCCGGGCGUGUUCAUUUACCGCCUGACCGAGGGGUUCGCCUUCCCCAACGCCAACAACCAGCUCGAGCACCUCACCGAGAUCAUCUUCGAGCAGACUCAGCGCACGAACCCCAACGCAUAUGCCCGACCUGGCGAUCGCCCAUGGAAUGACCCUGCCCCUCGCAAGGCCAAGGACGUUGCUUAUGAAGAGAACAAGCCUACACUCAAGGCUGUCAUCCUCGACUUCUCCUCCGUCAACAACACCGACAUCACUUCCGUGCAGUCCCUCAUUGACGUACGCAAUCAACUCGAUCGCUACGCCAGCCCAGACCGGGUACAAUGGCACUUCGCUGGUGUUUCCAACCGCUGGGCCAAGCGUGCUCUCGUCUCGGCCGGCUUCGGUCUCCCACCUUCCGAGGGCACCGAUCACACUCGCUGGCAACCACUUUACAGUGUCGCUGAGAUCGGCGGUUCUUUCAGCGCUGCCGCCGACGCCGAAGAUCGCCAGAACCGUCUCCGAGCUACCUCGUCACGCGGCGCCGAAGCCGAGCGCGGGGUGCCUACCGACGCCAUCUCUGCUUCAUCCUCAAACGCCGACCAUACCAGCAUCGACAAGCACCUCGCCACCGUCACUCAGCAACACGGCAACAAGACUGCGCUUGUGCACGGUCUCAACCGUCCUUUCUUCCACGUCGACCUGGAGGCUGCUCUCGACAGCACCAUUCUCUACAUCGAGGCUCACGGCGCGCAUCAAGCUCCACUCGGUAGCGAUGUCAAGGAGAUUGUUUAAGCGUGAUUUCGAAAUAAUUUCACUCGCAAAGGAUACCAGCGUCCUAGCGAGGAGCAUAUGGCGUACUGUACGCAGUACAGCCCCGGCGUUUCAUGGUUUUUUUAAAUAUACUUUCGGCUCCAGGAAUGAUACCAAAUGGGCAUGGGUCCUGGCUAGGACUUCUUUGUAUGUACAUGACGAAGGAUAAAGCAUGUUGAUAGAUGAAAAUCCAAACAUUCUCAAGUUC